AUGCAUGUUGUGUGGCGGACCGCGAACUUCUCGUCCCUGGGCAGCGGAGUCGACGAAUAUCUGGAGUCGCCUCAUCUGGUCGUGCGGCCACUCGGAAACACUGCUGUGCUGGAUCUUCUAUAUCGAGGUCUCUGCGGCCAAUGCGUCGAAUCGGUUCCCCCGCGCCCUUGGUGCCAGUCGCUAGGCAUCCUUCCCUACUGA
Purpureocillium lilacinum is the source of this 201-nucleotide messenger RNA. NCBI's taxonomy places the organism in Eukaryota, Fungi, Ascomycota, Sordariomycetes, Hypocreales, Ophiocordycipitaceae. The record is from RefSeq and is a predicted model, not a curated record.